AUGGUGCUUAAAAACAACUCGUCGUCCUCGUCUGUUUCAACUUCGGAUGAGACGAUGAGAAUGAAUGAUCAAUAUCAUCUGGGAUCCUCCUCCGCGUCUUCACACACGCACCCUUUAUCGGACGCAUCUCGCCUCGCUCGAGAUAAAUUCGAACGAGGGCAGUGGCGAUUCGAGGACCGGCCGAAACCGUUGUCCAAACCGCAAAGCGAAGAGGUGCGAUUUUUAGGGUGGACGUUGUACGAGGAAAGCGGGAGGGACCACGCGAAUAGGAAAAUGCAACGGAGAGAAGAGAUGGAUUACGAAAGGAGGAAUCGAGUCAUCGGGGAGAGAGAUGUGGACGUGGUGAGGAGCGAAGAGGAUGAGGAGGAAGAGGAAGAUGCGUUUGAUGGAGAUGGAGAGGAGGAAGACAGGCAGCGCGGAGGAGCGGAGACGAGGACGAGGACGAGCGCCGAUCAUCGAGAAGGAACGGACGAAGAGGAGGAGAAUAGCGAUUUUGGAGGAGAGAAUAGUGGUGGAGAAAAGAAAUGCGAAGCACAGACACCGUGCGGGGUGGCGUUCGUGAACAAGCGCGAGUGCGUGGAUUUGUGUCGAUCGAGUAGAUUUGAACCAGAGUAUAUGCCGAAAGCGACGAUGCGAGAGAAAAAAGAUGCGUUUUAUUUGAAGACGCACUUUGAUUUUUUCCAAAGGAAAAGACGGAGUGGGUGCCCGAAGAACGGUUUAGAUCACACGUUGGUCAUUUAUCACGCGCCGGAAAGAGUGUCGGUCGGGAAACACUUGGCGUCUGUGGCGAGCGGAUUAGCCAGAGCAUCGGCGUUUAAUAAGACGUACGUUCCCGGAAGAUUGAGCAUGCGACAGUGGACGUCGGCGAAGAGGUGCGGAUUGAACAGGAACGUGAUGUGCUUUUUGAAACCAAUCGGGAAAUGUUUGUUGGACGCGAGAGAUAAGGAAGGAAGACAGAUUGGCGCGUCAAUGGUUGGAACGAGCAUGUUUGGCGCGAGUGGGUUGAUUGAUUUUAGCGUGUAUAGAACGAAAAGAAGAGGAACGUUGAUGUACCAAGCGGAAGCGUUGUCGUACGUGUUUGAACCGAACAAACAAGCAGAGGCGGUCAUUCGAGCAGCUUUUCGAGACUCGAUCCGGAAACAGGCGGAAACGAUAUUGCAGAGUAGUAACGGAGUUGGGUCGUUCAUGGGAAACGGACAACAACAACAAGUCUUAUCCGGAGAGGCUUUAGAACGCGACUCGGGACAUCCGUUUGGGAAGUGCGUCGCGGUGCACGUUCGCCGAUCCGGGUGCGUGAGAGACAUCGAGAGUCACGAAGAGCCGAACCGUUUGGAAGGUUUGUGCGUCCCAUCGAAAAAAUACUUAGAAACCGCGAAAGAGUUCGCGAAAAAGUACAACUUACACUCCAUUCUCCUCAUCUCGGACGAUUUAAAUGUGGCUGAAAAAUGCGCCUCCAACGCCGAAUUGCCGUGCUUUUACACCACCUCCACGAAACGAUUGUUACACGACGCCGAAAACGACGUCAACGACAACCUACCGAGUUUCAAAAAACGAAGAAGAAGAAACUUAUUGUGGAAAGAUUCCGGUAAAGACCGCGCCGUCUCUGCCGCUUUAGCUACGGUCAUCGAACUCGAAGCCGCGCGAACCUGCGACGCAUUCGUCGGUCAGUUUUCCUCCGGGUUCAGUCGAUUGGCGUACAUGUUGAUGAGCGCGAGAAUGGCCACGCCGGCACCCUAUCGCAGCUUAGACGGCGUUCCUUUUAAAUUAGAGUAA
Messenger RNA from Bathycoccus prasinos, 1773 nucleotides. RefSeq lists its product with no specific name. The transcript has a single exon. The record is from RefSeq and is a predicted model, not a curated record. NCBI's taxonomy places the organism in Eukaryota, Viridiplantae, Chlorophyta, Mamiellophyceae, Mamiellales, Bathycoccaceae. Gene Ontology annotation, molecular function: alpha-(1->6)-fucosyltransferase activity. Gene Ontology annotation, biological process: protein N-linked glycosylation. The coding region runs from base 1 to 1773 and encodes 590 amino acids.